Lethenteron reissneri (Far Eastern brook lamprey) is the source of this 3014-nucleotide messenger RNA. Its product is annotated as growth hormone-regulated TBC protein 1-like. The record is from RefSeq and is a predicted model, not a curated record. Gene Ontology annotation, biological process: regulation of GTPase activity. Lineage: Eukaryota; Metazoa; Chordata; Hyperoartia; Petromyzontiformes; Petromyzontidae. Gene Ontology annotation, molecular function: small GTPase binding; GTPase activator activity.
AACAGGACAUUCCCAGAGAACGUCUACUUCCAGGAGGGAGCUCAGCCCAGCCUCAAGGAGUCCCUGGGCCGCGUGCUGGCCAGCUACGGCCACCACAACGACACCGUCGGAUACUGCCAGGGCAUGAACUUCCUGGCCGGCUACCUCCUCAUUGUGACGAGAUCCGAGGAGAAGUCGUUCUGGCUCAUGGAUGCCCUCAUCGGCAGAAUCCUGCCUGACUACUACACCAGGGACAUGCUGGGAGUGCGUGUGGACCAGGAGGUGCUGGGGGAGCUGCUCGCCACCAAGCUGCCCCACGUGGCCGCCCACGUGGCCAGCCACGGCGUGCCCUGGCCGCUUCUCACGGCGCGCUGGUUCCUGUGUCUCUACGUUGAUGUGCUUCCUGUAGAGACGGUGCUGCGUGUGUGGGACUCGCUCUUCUACGAGGGCUCCAAGGUUCUGUUCCGCGUGGCCGUGACGCUCGUGCGACACCACCAGGCCCAGGUGCUGGCGGCCGCCGGAUUCCCGGCCAUCGUGGCGGCCUUCCGCGCCAUGGCGGUGGGGAGCUUCGCCCGCGACUGCCACACGUUCAUGCAGAGGACGUUUGUGGACCCAGGCAGCUUGCCCAUGGCCACCAUCACAGCACAACGGGACUCCAUUAGAGCAAGGCUCCUGCAGGAGGCGGGUGGACAAGAGGGUGGACGUGGUGGACGUGCUGGUGGUGGACGUGGUGGUGGUGGUGGACAUGUGGGUGGACAUGGUGGUGGUGGUGGCGGUGGUGGCGGUGAUGGUGAUGGCGGUGAUGGCGGUGGUGGCGGUGAUGAUGGUGGUGGUGGCGGUGGUGGUGGUGGUGGCGGUGAUGGUGGUGGCGGUGGUGGUGGCGGUGAUGGCGGUGGCGGUGGUGGCGGUGAUGGCGGUGGUGGUGGUGGCAAUGGUGGUGGUGAUGGCGGUGGUGGCGGUGGUUGCGAUUAGGCGGUGUAGUGGUUAGCGCUACGCUGCUCUAAACGAACCCAGCGACCUGGGUUCGAUUCCCGCUCACGGCCAACACCACCGGUGACGAUUACCUGAACCGGUCCUGGGACACCCCUAGGUCGACUCAGCCUCAAAUGAGUAACCUGGUACGAUUUGUAAAUAACCAUCGCCACCGGGGAGACAAAGGCGGCCGGGCGUGGUGCUGGCCACCCACCCCCCCUCGUGUUAAGGCUACACGGGGGAUCUUUGUCUUUGGUGGCGGUGGUGGGGGUAUUGGUCGUGGUGAUGGUGGAGGAGGUGGUGGUGGUGUUAGUGGCGGCAGUGGUGGUGAUGGUGGUGGAGGUGGUAGUGGCGAUGGGUGGUAGUGGUGGUGGAGACGGUGGUAGUGGUAGUGGCGGUGGUGGCGAUGGUGGUGGUAGCAGCGGUGGUGGUGGUGAUGGUGGUAGUGGUGGUGGAGACGGUGGUAGUGGUGGUAGCUGCGGUGGUGGUGGUAGUGGUGGUGGCGGUGGUAGUGGUGGUGGUGGUGGUGGUAGUGGUGGUGGUGGUGGUGGUAGUGGUAGUGGUGGUAGUGGUGGUGGUAGUGGUGGUGGUAGUGGCGAUGGUGGUGGUGGUGGUGGCGAUGGUGGUAGUGGCGAUGGUUUAGCUGUAGACCGCUAUCGAUGUUAAUCGGUGUGCUUUGACCAUACUUCACCAUCUUGGUCAUCAGUGUGGGGGUUGGUGACGUCGGGGUGGGGCGGUGUGUGGGUGGUGGUGCGCUCACUGGUGGAUCAUUGGGCUUUUUAGUAAAAAUCUUGAUUUGCAGCCUUUCGUGACCUCAUGAAUCCGUAUUCUUUGGUUCUUUCGGUAAAGUCACGUGGGUCGAACAAAAAUAAUCGAUCGCGACGUGUCGAUCUCAACGCGAGCGACCGUCAUCAGUUUGCCGGCUGCAGCAGUUUCCCCGCUGUGAUUGUCUCGCCUGAUGACGAUUGCUCGUGUUGCAAUCGAAACGUCGCGAUCGAUUAUUGUUUUCGACCUACGUGUGACUUUACCCAAAGAACCAAAGGGCAUUGAUUCGUAAUAAAUCGUCAUUUUGCGACCCCCACUGCCUCAUAUUAUUACGUGCCAGGGACUCUACGAGAUGCUCGGACAAUAGUCCGAGCCCACAAUUGGCGAUAAGUAACGGCAAAGCAGUUAUAAGCGACUCACAGAAUUGUGCGCAGUUGCGUAUACAGUCCACACAACAAAGGUCGCAACCGGGUACCCGAUACCCGUACCCUAUCCGAUACCCGGCUACCCGUACCCAGCCGGGUACGGGUAGCCGUGAGUCACUGGUGAGUCACCGUUUGUCACUCAUUUCCCAACGUCUUGUCUCUUCUCACAAUUCAAGUUCCUAGAAUCAACCCACCCGCGCCUGCAACGUGGCUUCAUCCCAGAGGUCGCAAUCGGGUAUCCGAUACCCGUACCCUACCCGUACCCGACCGGGUACGGGUAGGGUACGGGUACGGCCGGGUACGGGUAGACCGUGAGUCACUGGUGAGUAGCCGUUUGUCACUUUUUUCGGGUAGGGUACGGGUACCCGUACCAGGCCGGGUACGGGUACCCGUUUGCGACCCUGGUGCGGCCGGGUACGGGUAAGGAAUCAAAACCCGUUUGUGACCUCUGCCACACGACUUCCCUGAAGGCAUCGACACCUUCAGCGAGCGCGAUGCCGAUGAUCACACCACGCGGUUCAAAUAAAAAGCAAGGGACAACCCCCCUACCUGAACAUCCUGGCUCCGCCAUCGGGUGCGUUAACCACUGCGCCACCACUCCUCCCCGUCAAAACCACGUCAAUGGUACUCAUAUUUAUCUUACUAGACUCUAAAUAUAUUUAAAAUACGAAUUUUUAAACGCGUUUAAAUGAUUCUUUUUUUUUAAGUAAACUUAUUUUUUUCUUCCUCCGCUAAGGUUUUGGGCCGCUAUGUACCGCGUAGCCGUCGGAAGAGCGUUGUCGCGAGAUGUGUUUUUUUUGUUUGCGAAGCGAAUGAGCAUCUUCUUGAUUCUUUCGGUAAAGUCGGGUAGAAGGGAAAUAAUAAAAUAAUAAA